Poeciliopsis prolifica (blackstripe livebearer) is the source of this 7556-nucleotide messenger RNA. RefSeq lists its product as uncharacterized. Gene Ontology annotation, biological process: regulation of ARF protein signal transduction. Lineage: Eukaryota; Metazoa; Chordata; Actinopteri; Cyprinodontiformes; Poeciliidae. The record is from RefSeq and is a predicted model, not a curated record. Gene Ontology annotation, molecular function: guanyl-nucleotide exchange factor activity.
AUUCAGGGGCCCCCAGACAUUCAGGGGCCCCCAGACAUUCGGGGGCCCCUACUAAUGGUCUAAUUGUAAGACAGACUAUAGAUCUAAAGCUGUGGCAUCAUUUAUAGAGAUUGACGAUGUUAUUAAAUUUUAUUUAAUGAAUUCAGCUGAGAAAAAAAACUAUUAUGAUUUAAUUAGGACGUUUACUUUGUAAAAGUUUCAAGAACCAUCUUAAUUACCUUGUUACCAUGGCUACAAUAUGGCGUAAUCUUUGUGUUUGAAUUGGGUUUGUUUACAAAUACAUCACAGCAAACAAUCAAUGAUCAGUCAUUGAUUUUAAACUGGGCCAAUAAACCUGAUCUCCUCUCACAGAUUCACCUCAUCAAUAGUUAAACAUGUCAGCAGUCAGUGCUGCAGCAAAUCAGAAAAAGCCUCUGACAGCAGAAACCAUUUUCCUGUUCCUCUGCUGAUCCACCUCCUUUGCUUUUGCUGCUCCUCUUUAAAUCUGUCGGGACAGAAAAAUGUUAGAGAUGGUUUUUAACGUCCUUUGUCUCUCUGCAUCCAUGAAGGUCCUCAGGAUCUGGGGUCAAAGUUCAAAUGUAAUUUCAGUUUUUGAGAUGCUGAUGUAAAAAUAUAACACACCUUGUUGCUAUGUAACACGUCAUAACACCUGGGUGAAGUGAAGCAUCCAGGACCAGAGGGAAUAACCGUCUGAACAGCAAUGACUCAACUACCGUCCAGAAGAACCAAUCAGAACCACAGGAGCCCCCGAUGGGCCCAAAAGGAGGGAGUCACCAUAGCUACCAGAGAGUCCACCGGAAGCUCCAGGUGACCCCGGCGACCCUAAUGAGAACGUUAACCUGGGAUCAGAUGUUCUGCAGAAACCAGAAGUCAUCAACCUGACAUCUGCUUUCACUUCCAGCUUUCUUCAGUGACCUCUGACCUCAGCUCAUCUCAGGUAAGCUUGCUUUCUGCUAGUGUGGUUGGUGGCGUCUCGUUCUGACCAAUCAGGGACUCGGCUGGGUUGAUUGGUGCCAGCUUGCAUCUGAUUGGUUCUGCCUGGUGAGACACCCUUAGCCAAUCAGAAUGCAGCACAGUGACAUCACAGUCCAUUGAUCAGAGUGUUUGUGUUUCCUGAUCAGGUCUGUAGCCCCGCCCCCUCCACUCAGUCAUUGGCUGAAGCAGCCAACUCACUUGCUCAUUGGCUAGUGGGAAGGUGGGCGGAGCUAUCAGGUUUUGGAGGAAGAGGAGGAGUCUGUAAAUCCACGAUGAGCCGGCUCUGCUGCAGACAACAAGUGUUCAGAGAGGAAGAGGAGAACGAAGAGGACGAGAAAGACCAGGUUACUGAGGAGAGGAAGCAGGAAACGGAGGUUACCACGGCAACACAGGAGACGUCACUGCAGCAGCGAGGACAGAGGACACUCAGGUUGUAGAAGCUUAUGGACAAUGGACCUGCUGCUCUCUCGACUAAGCACCAUAGGCUUCAGGGUUCUGCAGGGUUCAUGGAAGUCCAGCAGCUCACUGAGUAUUUAGCUAGCAGGAAGGAGCAGGUUGCUAAAGUGGCCACCAUGUCUCAGCCAGGUAAAGUUCUCCACCUCUAUGUGGAAGUCCGGUCCGUUUCAGAAGAGGACGAGAUGUUCCUGGAGCGAGGCGAUGGUGGAACCAACCAGUUGAUGCUGCAGUGUCCAGAUCUCGUCUCUACCUCCCAAAGGAGCUCCAGCCACUCCAGUCCCAAUCGGAGUCCAGAUCUUUCGCCGGAGAUACCGCGCCGUUCGCCAAGGGCAAACCACUGCUCCCCUAAGUCUUCUUCUAGGCAUUCAGUCAGCUUCCAGCUCCAGAACCCUCACUCCUCUGCAGCCCAGUUCCACCAUCAGGAAACUUUGGAUGAAAAUUUUGAUCCCUCCUUUCAAUCGUCUACAUCUUCACCCUGGCUGACUGUGCCCUCCACCUACACCACCUGUCCCAGGUCUUGUGAGGUCCCAGAGAUGGUGGAAGAAGAUGGACGGAUGUCUUUGGUGUCCUUUGGAUACAUAGAGAAAGGCAGCGUCAGCAGCAUGGCUGGACACCAACAGGAUGCUAACAGAAGAUCAGAGGGCCAGCAGCUUGCUGCUCAUCUGAAGAAGAGGAUGAGUGACCCAAUGUGGUACGGAGAUGAAACCUUACCUGGCAACAGCCACCAACAGCAGCCGAGGAGGGACUCCUCACGGGGACAACCCUACUUAUCAAAGGCAACCAUGGUUGCAGUGGCCAGAGAUGCUACCUACCGGGCCUUAGAGGAGUUUGGGUCUCCAGAACUAAGACGCAGGUUUGCAGGCCAUGCUUCAGGGAGCCACAGUCCAUCUUUACCUCGACCUUCUCAGUCUCCUCGCUGCCGGUCUUUGGGUGGAUCACCUGUCCUGUCCCGAAGUACUCUUACCCUACCGUCAAGGACUGAGUUCCUGGAGAUGGAUCGAAGGUUCUGUCAUGGUUCAGUGAACGGAUUACCCAGAAGUCCUGCAUCUGACCGCUUAUGUGCUCAAACAGGAGAUUCUUUUUACUCAAUGACCCGACCCCAAGGUCCUACUCGAAGCCCACAGAAGUCCUGGCUGCAUGAAGACAGUCAUAGGUUGCUCAAUAAAUUUCACCCUCCGUUACCUGCAGGAAGACCCACAGACAUUCAGCAUGAGACUCCUUUUAGGACUGAGCACCAAGCUGGGAGCUCCUACCACAAUCUUGGUACCAGGACCAGCUCCAGUCAUCCUGCAGCAGAACCUGUGAGCUUCAGCUCCAGCGAUCCCCGCAGUAGGAGUCCGUACCAUCCGUCCCGCUGUAGCAGCAGAACGAGCGAUGCAAACAGUCCCAUCAGUGACAGGAAGAGCAUCUCUCCAUACUCCAUCUCUGAUCUGGAUUGUAAGGUUCUUGGAGAGUGCAACAGAAUCUCUGUUGGUUCUGCAGACAGACGGUACAAAUGGACCCCCUCUCCAACUCCCUCUGAUGCUGAUUCUGUGAGAUCUGAGAGUCCCAAACAUUCAGGAACGUUACCAAAAGAAUCUCCUCUCUGGCAAUCUCCCCUUGAGGCUUUGCAGAUGGAGAACUGGAACCAGAAUCGGAAACCAGAAACACUGGUACCGCAAACGAAACCAGGAUGCAUUUCUCCUGGGUUAUCCAAAAGAGCUCCACCAGUGUCUCCUGCCUUGCUAAGUAAGUUGGAUCAGUUACCGGCUUCCAGGUCGCCCAUGUUGGAUCCCCGACUGAUGUGGACAUCGUCACCAACUAAAGAUGGGUCCAACUUGCACCGGUACCAGUCGACUCAGCUCACAAGCGACCAUAGACCUCUGGUCCUGGAGCAGAGGCAGCAUGAUGAUCUGCUGGACUGGUCAUCAGCAUCCAGCCCCGAGGUCCCCAGAAGCAACACAUCCAGCCAGAGGGCAGAGUGUCCGCUGGGGAGAUGGACCUCCAAAGGACAAACUGUCCAUCAGUCGUCUUCUGGAGUUCACAGUGAGAGCAGCGAUCAAUGCUGUAGACCAGACGAUCGAGGAGUCCAUAAACAGCUAGCCCAGGAGUGCCAGCUGCUGGUUCUGGGAAUGUCCAAGAAUCAGAAAGAGACUCAGGAUCAUGGUGCCCCCCCGGGGACUUUGUCCUCCAGCUCCAGUGGGGUCACAGGAAGCCUGGGACACAGCGUGUCCCCUGAAACCUCCAGCCAGUCCAGUCACGGCACUGCGGACGGUGGUUCUGGGAUGCAGGUUGGCUGGACAGGGCGGGAGAGGCGGGACUGGUCCACGUCGGACCGGAUUGCUCCAUCCAGCCCUUCGUCUCGGUCCCAGAAGAUCGCCAGGGCGAAGUGGGACUUCCUGUUUGGAGGUCUGACGGAUCCGGGCCGCCGAAGCAGAGACGUUUCGUCCUUCACGCCACCACCGAGCGGCUCGCCCAGCACCACCCCGCCCUCCUCCCUCCACCUGCAGCUGACCAAUCAGAGGAGGGGGAGGGACCAGCAGAACCAGAAGCUCUCUCAUCACGAGGUGCAGCAGGUCGAGGUGGAGCUGGUGACCCCUGACCCCCGAAGCCCCGCCCCAAAGACCGGCAUCAUCCGGCGGUCCAUCAAGUACUCUGAGACGGACCUGGACGCCGUGCCGCUGCGCUGCUACCGGGAGACAGACCUGGACGAGGUGAUGCGAGCGGAGGCCGAGACCGCCGAAGAGGCCGGUCCGGGUUUCAGCCGCAGCGUUCUGGGAAAGUCCUGCUUCAGCCCGGAGGACGGGUCGUCCAGGUUCGACCCGACGGGCCUCAGGGAGCAAAACGGCCAGGUGGAGGAGGACGAGGAAGAUGAGGAGGAGGAGGGCGUGGCCAGCUGGGCCAGCGUCCGCAUGCAGGGCGACCGCCAGAGGCAGCGCGCCGCCAGAGAGGAAGACGAGGUCCUCGGUCUGCUGCUGAAGGGAACCACGGCACCGCCAUCCGAGGACCACGGCGGCCUGAGGUCGCCGGCGGCGGUCGUCGCCCGGCGACCGUCAGAGAGCCAGUUGGACUCGUUCAGCCGCCACUUCGAGAACAUCAUGGAGUCGCACCGCGCCAAGGGGACGUCAUACAGCAGCCUGGACAGCGUGGACCUGCUCACCUCCGGAUCCACCUCCGUCUUCACCUUCGACCUGCCCACGCUCACCCCCGAGAUACAGAGUCAGAUCUGCGAGAGCGCCAAGCAGAUCCUGGAGCUGAGCUUCGCUCCGCUGACCCGGCCCGAGUCGUCCUCCUCUGACACGGCCCUCGGCGCCGGGCCGGGCCCCCCGGUCCGAUCCCGGUCUGAGAAGGACACAUGGCGGCGCUCCAUCGUCAGAGACAGCUUCAGGAAGGCGACGUCGGUGCCAGUGCUGCACAGCAGGGAGCGUCAAGCGGACCAGCUCGACCCAGAGGUUCUGGAGGUUCUGACCAACGGCCUGAAACCGGACCUGGAGGCAGCCCGGCGCCUCGCCAAGCGGCUCUAUGCUCUGGACGGGUUUCGCAAGUCCGACGUGGCACCGCACCUCAGCAAGAAUAACGACUUCAGCCAGUUGGUGGCGCAGGAGUACCUGGAGCACUUCAACUUCAGCGGCUUUGAACAUCGACCAGGCUCUCAGGUGAGACGUUUCUGACCCGGUUUUUCUCUGAUGGGAGAAACCCAGGAGAGAGAGAGAGUCCUCGCUCACUUCUCCAGGAGAUACAGGCAGUGUAACCCCCAGACGCUGUCCACUGAAGACAGCGUCCACACCCUCACCUGCGCCGUCAUGCUGUUGAACACUGAUCUCCAUGGAAACAACGUGGGGAAGAGGAUGUCUUGCAGCCAGUUCAUAUCCAACCGAGGACUGAACGACGGGAAGGACUUCCCCAAAGACUUGCUAAAGACGCUGUACAGCUCCAUCAGGAACGAGAAGCUGCAGUGGACCAUUGAUGAAGAGGAGCUGAGGAAGUCUGAGACAGAGCUGGCCGACGCCCGCACCGACUCCGCCUCCCAGACCAUGCGGCGCGUCGCCGGAUGCAACCCGCUGGUGGGCGUGGCCCAGCAGGCUGAUGGCGAACUCUACAAGAGCGGCUUCCUGGUGAGGAAGGUCCACGCCGACCCGGAUGGGAAGAGAACUCCUCGGGGGAAGAGAGGCUGGAAAACCUUCUACGCCAUGCUGAAGGGUCUGGUCCUCUACCUGCAGAAGGACGAGUACCGGACGGAGCGAGAGCCGACGGAGGACGACGUGAAGAACGCCGUGUCCGUCCACCACGCUCUGGCCAUGAGGGCCGCCGACUACCACAAGAGACCCAACGUCUUCUACCUGAGGACGGCCGACUGGAGGGUCUUCCUGCUGCAGGCGCCGAGCGCUGAGCAGAUGCAGUCGUGGAUCACCAGGAUCAACGCCGUGGCGGCCAUGUUCUCUGCUCCUCCGUUCCCGGCCGCCAUCGGCUCCCAGAAACGCUUCAGCCGCCCGCUGCUGCCCGGGUCCAACACCAAGCUGACCCAGGACGAGCAGCUCCAGGCCCAUGAGAACCGGUUCCGGGCGGUUUCCUCGGAGCUGACGGACUCGCCGCCGCGCACGCCCGACCGCAGGGUCAAAGGUCGUGAGCUGGAGGAACAGAAGCUGCGGAGGGAAUACCUGGAGUUCGAGAAGACGCGGUACGGGACGUACGCCAUGCUGCUGCGGGCCAAGAUGGCGGACGGCGGCGCCGACCUGGCCGCCUUCGAGGCGCGGCUCUGUGGCGACGCCGGCCUGCAGAGGGCGCACUCCAGCCCCUCGCUGCCCCAAGACGCCCAGGACAAGAGCCGCGGCGCCAAGACGUCCCGCAGCCUGAAGGCCACGCCCUCCUCGUCCUCAUCCUCGGUGACGAAGAGUGGCGCCAAGGAGGGGGCGGGGCCAAAGAACGGCCACAGGACGGAGCUUCAGAAGCAGAGCAGCAAGCAGGAGGAGACGGCGUAACGUUCAGGCGCCGUCGGACAAAACGCUGAGGAACUUUGCUCCCAGCGAGACGUUCAAGAACGGUGGGAAAACAGACGCUCAUCCAGGAAGCACUUCCAGCCGCUGGCCUUUCACAGUAAAAGCUUUAUUUCAGAGCAGCGAACUGAGAGUGGCGCGUUCAAGAUCACCAACGCAUCAGAGGAAAUUAUAGUUGCAUCGUCUCAGAUGGAACUUGAGAGGAAACAACCGACCAGAACCAGAACUUUCCUGUCUCCUUCCUUCAGGUUCUGCUGGAGACAAACAAGAAGUACGGAGAACCAUUAGGGACAAAAAAACUGAUCCCCAUUUUAACCUGCAGAUCAGUCCAACUGAUGCAGAACCUCCAGUUCCGGUUCUGGAUUCUGGACCCGGCUCAGAGUAAAAAAUGUUCCAGAUGUGAAAUUCAUUCACAGAAUUUUAAUUGGAUCCUGAAUUCAACCAAAGAUCCUCUGUGCUGGAAGAUGUCUCACUUCUGUUUUUAUUUGACCAGAUUCUGUGUGUGUGUGUGUGUGUGUGUGUGUGUGUGUGUGUGUGUGUUUGUUCGUUUAUUGUCCAGGCUGUGGUUCUUGAUGCUGCCACUGGGGGGCGACAGUCAGUCGUACUGGAUCAGAACCAGAACCAACGUUUGAUGUUUUAGGCCGAAGAACAGGAAAGCUCACAGAACUGAUCAUCAGUAUCAGUAUGAAAGUUUUCUGGUUCUGAUCCGCCUCCAACUGGCAGCAGGGAACUGGAUCAGAACCAAACUCUUCAAGAGUCAGGUUCUUUUCUUUGACCAUCAGAACCAAACUGGGUUCUGUUCAGAUUCAGACUGGAUCAGAACCAGUAAGUGUCGAGACCAACCCGUCCUCUUCCUCAGGCUGCAGUUGAAGACCAAGACCGGUUCUGGUCGGUCCAGAGCGAACGGAGUCACUGCAGUACCAGAACUGCAAUUUCUGGUUCUGUGUAAAUAAGUCGGACCGGAUCCGACCGGACGUCAGAAAUUUGUUGUAAAUAAAGUUGGACCUUCAGAACCAGAAGAAGCCAUACAGCCGCACUUUGCUUUGAGUCAGAACCAGGUCGAAUCGGACCGGAACCGGCCUGUGUUGUACAGAUGUCCCUUUCCGUCUCGAACCAUUGAGCAAAAUAAAAACAUGGACCGGAACCGAACAU